AUGGCUUUCCAGAAGUUUAUGGAAGAAUUCGUUAGGAAACGAGACUUAGAGGGUCUGAAGAACUACUUCACGAUUUGUCGAGAAACUACUGGUGAUGAAGAUCUGUCAUCACUUCUGGAAGUUCGAUUGAGGGAGAGGGGACUGGAUAUCGCAAGGGGUCCGGACGAAACUAUUGAAGAAAAUGUGCGGCGACACUUGGAAUUUGCACUGAACGUGUGCAAGAGUGGUCUUUGCGUCAAACAGACAGCUGUACAAACUCUUCAAGAUAUGUUUGAAGUUAGUGGAAUAGGACGUUGUGAACGAUUGUUCGGUAUUCUUGAGGAGAACAUGGUUCAGUUCAAGCAGUCACCCCUUGUUGAAACAUCACAGACUCCUAUACUGCGGAUGUGCAACGACCUUUUGAAAAGACUUAGUCGAAGUGCUGAGACCUCAUUUUGUGGUCGCAUUUUAUUCUUCCUCAGUAGGUAUCUUCCUUUGAGCGAAAAGUCGGGCCUGAAUUUGAUGGGACAUUUCAACACUCAGAAUGUGACCAAGUUCGAUACAUCAGAAACAGAUCCGGUUGAUCUUAUUAACGCCUCUGAUGAAGAAAUGGAAACCGGAGAGAUCAAGGAGACUAAAGAAGUGAAUAUUCCUGUCGAUCAUGCGCUAUACUCAAUGUUUUGGCAAAUGCAAUCGUUCUUCUCCAAUCCAACUAUUUGCUUCGAUAAACAGCAGUGGAUGACAUUCCAAAAGAAUUCUACUGAUGUAUUAGGCGUGUUUUCAAGUUAUAAGUUGGAAAAAUCUGGAGAUGAUGACGAAGACAAUGGAAAACGGCAUGCUUCGGAUGCGGAAACUGCUCGGAAGUUAAUUGAUGAGUCGGAUACGUACUUUGCAAAGUACCUAACUAGUCCAAAGCUUCUUCAACUACAACUGAAUGAUUCGCAAUUUCGACGUUACUUCCUGAUCCAAUUCAUUAUACUUUGUCAGUAUUUGACGAGUAAUCGAGCCAAACAGUGGGUUUUAUGGCAACUUACACCACUACUUUUGUUAGUAGCAAUAACUCAGUCGCUUUUCCCUUGUGUUGUUCCAUCUCCUGUGAAUUGGUCAGCCACUGUGCGACAAGCUGGACGUUCACUAUCAGUGGUGAAUCAUCGUCAGUUGUUUCAGUUUAUAAAGCGGAAGGUUACGACUCUUACUGAAGAACAAACUAAGUUUGUCAAUGAGAGCCAAGAGAAGUGUUACCGCCUUCUUCGUGAAACCCAUCCAAAAGGAGCUCAUUUUGCGGAAAGUGUCAAGCACAUUCUUCAACGAGAACUUGAAUGGGCAAGGUGGAAGAGCGAGUCAUGCCCAAACAUGGCAGACCUCGCGGACAAACAGCAAAUGCAACCCUAUAAA
Molecule: messenger RNA, 1374 nt
Organism: Cooperia oncophora
Lineage: Eukaryota; Metazoa; Nematoda; Chromadorea; Rhabditida; Trichostrongylidae
Source: the annotation of a GenBank genome assembly